Messenger RNA from Dermochelys coriacea (leatherback sea turtle), 1976 nucleotides. It is a transcript of the gene CHP2, whose product is annotated as calcineurin like EF-hand protein 2. The coding region runs from base 206 to 1024 and encodes 272 amino acids. NCBI's taxonomy places the organism in Eukaryota, Metazoa, Chordata, Testudines, Dermochelyidae. Gene Ontology annotation, molecular function: calcium ion binding. The record is from RefSeq and is a predicted model, not a curated record. The transcript is spliced from 6 exons.
GCGGGGAGAAGGAAAGAUCCACCUUAAAGGAACUCAGCCCAGCUAUUUCAAGGCCUUCCUUUCCCGGGGUUGAUUGGCCAUCCAGCCAGUCACUCGAGAUCCCAUAUGGGCUGCUAGGAAAAGUUGGCUCCAGACUCCCGGUUGCCCUGGGCGCCCUGCUGCGGGGUGGGGGGGAGAUUCCCGGCGAGGCCUGACGGCAUGAGAGAUGGGCUCCCAGAGCUCCCACCCGUCCGCUAUCCCUGAGCUGGAGGAGAUCAUGCAGGAAACCGGCUUUUCGCAGGCCAGUGUCGUCCGCCUCUAUGACCGGUUUCAGGCCCUGGACAAGGAGCAGAAGGGCUACCUGAGCAAAUACGACCUGCAGGGGAUCGGGGAGCUGGCGGUGAACCCCCUCGGGGACCGGAUCAUCAACGCCUUCUUCAAAGAGGGGGAAGAGCUCACCGAUUUCCGAUUCUUCAUCCGGGUCCUGGCCCGUUUCCGGCCCAUGGAAGAAGGAAAGUCCAAGGAGACCAGUUGCCCAGAGCCCAUGAACAGCCGACAAAGCAAGCUGCAGUUUGCUUUUCAGCUCUACGACCAGGACAGCGACGGGAAGAUCUCCCGGGAUGAGAUGCUGCAGGUAAUGAGCGUGCGUGAACGUGCAAAGGCCUGGGGAGUGUGCAAAGAGCGAGGGGAGGGGGCUUGGGGUGAGCAUGUGCACGAGGCUGGAGAGCGAGUGUGCAAGGUGGCUGUGCGAGGCUGGCACUGCCCCCGCCUCCACCCGAGGGCCCCCAGAGAUGCACCCCUCCUGCAGUGGCAGCCCCAGGGGUGGGUGGGGCAAGGGGCGGGGCCAUCACUGUCUCCUCCCCUCCAGGUGCUGCGGCUGAUGGUCGGCAUCCAGGUGACGGAGGAGCAGCUGGUGUGCAUCGCUGAGCGCACCAUCCAGGAGGCCGAUCAAGACGGUGACGGCGCCAUCUCCUUCGAGGAGUUUGCCAAGUCAGUGGAGAAGCUGAACGUCGAGCAGCAAAUGAGCCUCCGGCUGCUGAAGUGACCCAUCAGGAUUGGAGAGAGCUCCCCCCGACCCCCCCAGCCCCAGCACUGGGAAGAUCCACUCUCAGAGGGGCUGCUGCCAAUCAGAUUUCAGCUCCGCCCUCUCAUCAUCCAAUGGAUCCCACCAGGGAGAGGCUGCAUCCAAUCACACUUCAACUCCGCCUUCCUGCCUCCGCUCCGCAUAGUUCCAGACAGAGAAGAGCUGCACCCAAUCAGAUUUCAUCUCUGCCCCUCACCUCAGGAAGGAUCCAGUCUGACAGGGGCUACGUCCCAUCAGAUUUCACCUCUGCCCCUUGUCUUGGGAUGGAUCCAGUCGAAGAGGGGCUGCAUCCAAUCAGAUUGCAUUGCUGACAAAGAGUGGAUCCUGCUGUGAAGCCGGCCUGUGAUGGCUGUCGCUCCUUCCAAAUAACAAGUGCCUGCACCCAGGGGAAUGGGAUCCAAGCUAACUCCCCUCCCCAGCGCUGCCCUGAUAACUGGGGACUCUGAUGCCCCCCAAUGGUAGGGGAUAGUACCACCUCUGGUCAGUUUACUGCAGAUCAGAGACUUAGAACCUACAAACAGCACCUCCCGUUCUUGUGCUUUAAGUCCUCUUUGCAGUCCCUCUAUUCUGGCCCCUGCCCAGCUCCCAGUGUCAAUUAGAGCAGCCCUGAGGCUGCUCUGACUUGCACAUUACCUCCUAGAGGCCCUGGGGAGCAGAGAAUACCCACAGCACCGUACGCUCCAGCUAUGCCCCCAAUCGACCCCCUGUGCCAGGAGCUGGAAGCAGGGCCCUUAUGCACAGCAGCCGGGGACACUUUCACUGGUCAAGGCGGGGGAAGCUUCUCAGGGCGACGCUGCCGUCCCAGUGGGCUCAGCGUGCCUGAGACUUGGGCCUAGAAUCUCCUGCCAUCAGGGCUGGAUUCGCUCGGCUUCAGCUCUGUCUGUUUAUAAAAAAAUAAAAUAACCAUGAAAAA